Molecule: messenger RNA, 1227 nt
Organism: Aspergillus fischeri NRRL 181
Lineage: Eukaryota; Fungi; Ascomycota; Eurotiomycetes; Eurotiales; Aspergillaceae
Product: cytochrome and DOMON domain-containing protein
Exons: 1
Coding region: 1-1227 (408 amino acids)
Source: RefSeq, a predicted model, not a curated record
AUGUUAACCAUAACCUUAGUCGCAAGCGCAAAUGGCACUCCAGUGCUCUUCCGUCCCCCGGACUGCGAUGAUAUCUCCUUUACGAUCGCUGUUGCAAACUCCGCAAAUGCAUCUCAUCACCCUGCCAUAUUCCUCCAAAUUGAAGCACCGAUUGCCGUCGAGUGGAUUGCACUAGGACUAGGCGACCAGAUGGACGGCGCGGAUAUGUUCUUGGUCUAUGCGUCUUCGCCGAAGGGGGUCACUGUAUCGCCGCGUGCUGGGACCGGCCAUGUUCCACCAGAGUACAAUCCAAAAGCCCGCUUUUCCAUCCUCCCGAAAACAGGCAUCGUGAACGAGACCAUGAUUGCGAGGUUCCAAUGCCACAGCUGCCUAGAAGUUACAACAAAUGCGACGGAAUCUGCCAGCAGCUGGAUAUGGGCGUACAAGAACGGGCCGCCCAUGAACACGCACAAUGUAACGGCUACGAUCGACUUCCAUGAUGCAUUCGGGGCCGUCGUUGUUGACUUAAACCACGCGCGCUCAACAGAUUUGAGUGAUGAUGGCGAUCCCUUCAGGGAUGCUCGCUUGAUUAGCGAGCCCUCCACCUCCGAGUCUCCGGCCCAUUUCAUCAUGGCCAUCGCGCACGGCUGCCUUAUGGGCAUUACCUUCGUCCUGCUCCACCCACUUUUCGCUCUGCUAGUACGUCUCUCGAGCUAUCGACACGCCAUAACCAAAGUACACGCCCCAUUACAAGGUCUCGCCUUGCUAAUCACGAUAGCCGGAUUCAUCCUCGGUGUUAAAAUGUGGGUGAACGGCGGCACCACACCUGCUGCACAUCCUAUCAUCGGAGUGAUUGUCGUAGCGAGCCUAUUGCUAUUGCAGCCUUCUCUUGGGUGGCUGCAACACAUACAUUUUAGGCGAACGGGGAACAAGAGCAUGUUUGCGUAUGGGCAUCGGUGGCUGGGUAGGACGAUGAUUGUCCUCGGCAUGAUCAACGGCGGAUUGGGGUUUUGGUGGGUGGGUUCCGGCACGAGGUCAUGGAGGGCAGGAUUAAUUGUCUAUGCGGUCGUGGCGGGUGUAGUCUUCCUGGUGUACAUGCUUGUCCAUAUCUGUCUAUUGGCCGGUGUCACAAGGCAACAGGAGGAUGUGCACGGCAUUCGACCAGAGGAUGAAGUCUCGAUCGAGCAAGUGGGAAGCCUGGCCGGCGGCGAUGGGGGAAAGGCCUUGGGUCGCCAGUCUAUCACCUGA